Molecule: messenger RNA, 1333 nt
Organism: Annulohypoxylon maeteangense
Lineage: Eukaryota; Fungi; Ascomycota; Sordariomycetes; Xylariales; Hypoxylaceae
Product: NAD(P)-binding protein
Exons: 2
Coding region: 223-921 (232 amino acids)
Biological process (GO): import into nucleus
Cellular component (GO): cytoplasm
Source: RefSeq, a predicted model, not a curated record
CUAGGAAGUAACAACGUCAUUUACGGCAUGAUUAUUGUCCCGAACUUUACCAUGGUUAAAGAAAAAUAGUAAGAAGCUACGUCUCUUAGUUUACCUGGUAUUUCCAUACUUACAUAACUACCUACAUAAAAGGUAGGCGUCGUUUAUAAAAACUCUUACCAGAUUCACGCAAUUUACGAUCUCUUCUGUACCGGAUCACACGGAUACUCUUUCUGAACCAACAUGGCAUCCACAGCUGCAGUCAUUGGUAGCACAGGCCUUACGGGUUCUCACAUACUGUCGACUCUUCUCGGUCUAGAUGCCUUCAAGACAAUCCGCACCAUCUCUCGCCGAGCUCCCGCAGCAGAGUCACCCAAAUUGACCGCCACUGUCGAACCCGACACUACUAAGUGGGCAUCCAGCCUAUUUUCCUCCGCGCCACCACCCUCUGUAGUAUUCUCCUCCCUAGGCACCACGCGAGCUCAAGCCGGCGGAAUCGCAAAUCAAUGGAAGAUCGACCAUGACCUAAACGUCGAACUCAUCAAAGCCGCGCACAACGCCGGAGUCAAGACCUUCGUAUUCGUAUCCUCAGCCGGAACACGCGGGUUCCUCAGCGGGUACCUGCCAUACUCGAAGAUGAAGAUCGGAGUCGAGGACGCCAUCAAGGACAGUUUUGCGCAAGCGAUUAUCCUGCGACCGGGCCUCAUCAUGGGCCAGCGCGAGGUCGAGCACGCCGCCGGCCCGCUGCUGAACACCCUCGUGCGCGGCCUCGGCAAGAUCAGCCAGGGCGCCCAGGACGCCUUCGGCCAGGAAUCCGAAGUCAUCGCGCGCGCCGCCGUCCGCGCCGCCGUGCUGGCUGCUGAGGGAAAGGCGCCGAGCAAGUAUUGGGUCCUGGAGCAGGCUGAUAUCGUUAAGCUUGGGAGAGACGAGUACAAGGCUUAGGUGACUCUGAGGGGAGGAGAGCGGAAAGGUUGCGCUUUCUCGCAUUCAUGCAUUUUCUUUGGGCGAGCAUGGCGUUUGGGGCAUACGUAGAUUCUUUCGGAUAGCUACCCGGGUGAUGGGAAGGAAAGUUUGGUGUAAAGAGCAGAAUGUUCAUGAGGAAUUCAAAUGCUGUCAAUUUCAUGCGACGAAGUUCAUCGUGCGGCUCUAAAGCUUCGCCUUUUAAGCCUAGAUUCGAUGUGUUGGAAUGAUAUGCCUGCCUGCUUACUUCCCAUAUAGGCUUGUUAUUGGCUGCUUUUUACCAUGUUGGUACGUUAGGCACAUCUUGUCCACCCCUGUUGGACGGACGAUUUCUCCCUCUUUAUCAACCAAUACUACCAACAAUUAAAUAUAAGAAAAAAUUACUAUUCAUUCA